This is a messenger RNA of Odobenus rosmarus divergens (Pacific walrus), 4978 nucleotides long. RefSeq names its product dystrophin. Bases 14 to 2926 code for a protein of 970 amino acids. Gene Ontology annotation, molecular function: protein binding; zinc ion binding. The transcript is spliced from 25 exons. Gene Ontology annotation, cellular component: plasma membrane. The record is from RefSeq and is a predicted model, not a curated record. Gene Ontology annotation, biological process: synaptic signaling. Lineage: Eukaryota; Metazoa; Chordata; Mammalia; Carnivora; Odobenidae.
UCUCAGGAUUGCUAUGCAACAGGAUCAGUGCUGUAGUCCCCGGUUCAAGCUGAAAAUGUUACACAGGAAGACAUACCAUGUAAAGGACCUCCAAGGAGAAAUUGAAGCUCACACAGAUAUCUAUCACAACCUGGAUGAAAAUGGCCAAAAAGUCCUGAGAUCCCUGGAAGGUUCUGAUGACGCAGCCCUGUUGCAAAGACGUUUGGACAACAUGAACUUCAAGUGGAGUGAGCUUCGGAAAAAGUCUCUCAACAUUAGGUCUCAUUUGGAAGCCAGUUCUGACCAGUGGAAGCGUCUGCACCUUUCUCUUCAGGAACUUCUGGUAUGGCUCCAGCUGAAAGAUGAUGAGUUAAGCCGGCAGGCACCCAUCGGAGGCGACUUUCCAGCAGUUCAGAAGCAGAAUGAUGUGCACAGGGCCUUCAAGAGGGAAUUGAAAACGAAAGAACCUGUAAUCAUGAGUACUCUUGAGACCGUACGAAUAUUUCUGACAGAGCAGCCUUUAGAAGGACUAGAGAAACUCUACCAGGAGCCCAGAGAGCUGCCUCCUGAGGAGAGAGCCCAGAAUGUUACACGGCUCCUACGAAAGCAGGCUGAGGAGGUCAACACUGAGUGGGAAAAAUUGAACCUGCACUCUGCAGACUGGCAGAGAAAAAUAGAUGAGGCCCUCGAAAGACUCCAGGAACUUCAGGAAGCGACAGAUGAGCUGGACCUCAAACUACGUCAGGCUGAGGUGAUCAAGGGAUCCUGGCAGCCUGUGGGUGACCUCCUCAUUGACUCUCUCCAAGAUCACCUCGAAAAAGUCAAGGUGCUUCGAGGAGAAAUUACACCUCUGAAGGAGAAUGUCAGCUACGUCAAUGACCUUGCUCGCCAACUCACUACAUUGGGCAUUCAGCUGUCACCAUAUAACCUCAACAUUUUGGAAGACCUGAACACCAGAUGGAAGCUUCUGCAGGUGGCCGUUGAGGACCGCAUCAGGCAGCUGCACGAAGCCCACAGGGACUUUGGGCCGGCAUCCCAGCACUUCCUUUCCACUUCUGUCCAGGGUCCCUGGGAGAGAGCCAUCUCACCAAACAAAGUGCCCUACUAUAUCAACCAUGAGACCCAAACAACUUGCUGGGAUCAUCCCAAAAUGACAGAGCUCUACCAGUCUUUAGCUGACCUGAAUAAUGUCAGGUUCUCAGCUUAUAGGACUGCCAUGAAACUCCGAAGACUGCAGAAGGCCCUUUGCUUGGAUCUCUUGAGCCUGUCGGCGGCCUGCGAUGCCUUGGACCAGCACAACCUCAAGCAAAAUGACCAGCCCAUGGACAUUCUGCAGGUCAUUAAUUGUCUGACCACUAUUUAUGAUCGCCUGGAGCAAGAACACAACAAUCUGGUCAACGUCCCUCUCUGCGUGGAUAUGUGUCUCAAUUGGCUCCUGAAUGUAUAUGACACGGGACGAACAGGGAGGAUCCGGGUCCUGUCUUUUAAAACUGGCAUCAUUUCUCUGUGCAAAGCCCAUUUGGAAGACAAGUACAGAUACCUUUUCAAGCAAGUGGCAAGUUCAACAGGAUUUUGUGACCAGCGCAGGCUGGGCCUCCUCCUGCAUGACUCCAUCCAAAUCCCACGACAGUUGGGUGAAGUCGCAUCCUUCGGGGGCAGUAACAUUGAGCCGAGUGUCAGGAGCUGCUUCCAGUUUGCUAAUAAUAAGCCUGAGAUCGAAGCGGCCCUCUUCCUAGACUGGAUGCGCCUGGAGCCCCAGUCCAUGGUGUGGCUGCCCGUCCUGCACCGGGUGGCUGCCGCGGAGACUGCCAAGCACCAGGCCAAGUGCAACAUCUGCAAGGAGUGUCCCAUCAUCGGAUUCAGGUACAGGAGUCUAAAGCACUUUAACUAUGACAUCUGCCAAAGUUGCUUUUUUUCUGGUCGAGUUGCAAAAGGCCAUAAAAUGCACUAUCCCAUGGUGGAAUACUGCACUCCGACUACAUCGGGAGAAGAUGUUCGUGACUUUGCCAAGGUACUAAAAAACAAAUUUCGAACCAAAAGGUAUUUUGCGAAGCAUCCCCGAAUGGGCUACCUGCCAGUGCAGACGGUCUUAGAGGGGGACAACAUGGAAACUCCUGUUACUCUGAUCAACUUCUGGCCGGUAGAUUCUGCGCCUGCCUCGUCCCCUCAGCUUUCACACGAUGAUACUCAUUCACGCAUUGAACAUUAUGCUAGCAGGCUAGCAGAAAUGGAAAACAGCAAUGGAUCUUAUCUAAAUGAUAGCAUCUCUCCUAAUGAGAGCAUAGAUGAUGAACAUUUGUUAAUCCAGCAUUACUGCCAAAGUUUGAACCAGGACUCCCCCCUGAGCCAGCCUCGUAGUCCUGCCCAGAUCUUGAUUUCCUUAGAGAGUGAGGAAAGAGGGGAGCUAGAGAGAAUCCUAGCAGAUCUUGAGGAAGAAAACAGAAAUCUGCAAGCAGAAUACGAUCGUCUCAAGCAGCAGCAUGAACAUAAAGGCCUGUCCCCACUGCCGUCCCCGCCUGAAAUGAUGCCCACUUCUCCCCAAAGUCCCCGGGAUGCUGAGCUCAUUGCUGAGGCCAAGCUACUGCGUCAACACAAAGGCCGCCUGGAAGCCAGGAUGCAAAUCCUGGAAGAUCACAACAAACAGCUGGAGUCACAGUUACAUAGGCUCAGGCAGCUGCUGGAGCAACCCCAGGCAGAGGCCAAGGUGAAUGGUACCACGGUGUCUUCUCCUUCCACCUCUCUUCAGAGGUCAGACAGCAGUCAGCCUAUGCUGCUCCGGGUGGUCGGCAGUCAGACUUCAGAAUCCAUGGGCGAGGAAGACCUGCUCAGUCCUCCCCAGGACACAAGCGCAGGGUUAGAGGAAGUAAUGGAACAACUCAACAACUCUUUCCCUAGUUCCAGAGGAAGAAAUACCCCUGGGAAGCCAAUGAGAGAGGACACAAUGUAGGAAGCCUUUUCCACUUGGCAGAUGAUUUGGGCAGAGCGAUGGAGUCCUUAGUUUCAGUCAUGACAGAUGAAGAAGGGGCAGAAUAAAUGUUUUACAACUCCUGAUUCCCGCAUGGUUUUUAUAAUAUUCAUACAACAAAGAGGAUUAGACAGUAAGAGUUUACAAGAAAAAAAAUCUAUAUUUUUGUGAAGGGUAGUGGUACUAUACUGUAGAUUUCAGUAGUUUCUAAGUCUGUUAUUGUUUUGUUAACAAUGGCAGGUUUUACACGUCUAUGCAAUUGUACAAAAAAGUUAUAAGAAAACUACAUGUAAAAUCUUGAUAGCUAAAUAACUUGCCAUUUCUUUAUAUGGAACGCAUUUUGGGUUGUUUAAAAAUUUAUAACAGUUAUAAAGAAAGAUUGUAAACUAAAGUGUGCUUUAUAAAAAAAAGUUGUUUAUAAAAACCCCUAAAAACAGACACACACACACACACACACACCGACAGACACACAGACACACACACACAAACUUUGAGGCAGUGCAUUGUUUUGCAUCGUUUUAGCGUGAUAUCCAUGUGAAAUUCAUGGUUUUUUCUUUUCUGGCAUAGUAAAGAUAGGACUUCCUCUAACACCACCAAACAACUACAUCACUUCGCUCUUUUUGGAAUCGGUGACUGAGUGGGACUGGCUGUGGGUUUUCGCUUUACGCAUCUAUAUGUCUAGAAGUAUGUAAAUACUGUAGGUAUAUAGAUUAAAUAGAUCUGACUUUCUAGAGACCUUUUAAACGUUUUGUUCAAAUGAUCUGGCCACUUCCUAAUGGAAAGAGAUUGCUUCUGGUCACCCAGGCUUACCUGCUUUAUCUAGAAGGAAUUUUCCCUGGAGCCUGAAACCAGGAAGCAACUACCACACUAAGACAUUGUCUGGGCCUCCAGAUGUUUCUCAUUUGGAACUCUCCACUGACAGCUACAGUAUUGCAUUUUUGUAAAAGGGACAAUGAAUGAAUACACAGGACUUACUGCGUCCAAGUAAUCCUUCAGUUGAUACAUUCAGCUUCCCGCGACUGGCAAUGCCACCAUCUACAUGUAAUCAUGCUUCAGUGGAAGUCACGCCACCAGAAGACAUUUUUAACUCCCCAGACAGUAAGGAGGACUUCCUGGUAGGGUCAGAGGGCUGUGGAUUUGCAGCCAAUUCCAUGGGAGGGAGGGGGCCGCUCUUGAAGUAAAGGAUUGGAUGAACGUUCAUAACCAUACAUAGAGAUCUUUGUAAUUACAGUGAAAUCACACUCUUCCCUCUCACAGUGAAACAGCAGGGGUAUUUGAGGGGGUUUUGCUUUCUUGCUUUCUUGCUUUUUUAAAGAUAUGUUUCCCCAUUGCAAGGAGUUUUUAAAUGCCACAAGACUUCACUUCAAAUAACUCUUGGGAAGAGGUGUAAGACAGCCUCAGCAUGCCUCUUAAAUAUCCACCCAGAAGCCCAUGAGCUUUGUUUCCCCACUUCCCAUUUCUCUACAAGUAAUUACACGCGGGUUGGUUUAAGGCAAAACAUAGAUGGAGUCACAUGUUCCAAAGGGUACUCCACUCCUUGCUGCUGGAGGAGGAAGGUUAGAGACACAAACAAACAAACAUUGUGCAAAAAGAGAAUAACCCAAGAGGACUAACUGGUAGGAGCAAGCUUUACUCUCACAUCUUCUUAGCCUUUCAUUUGUUUUUAAUCAUCCAUUCACUAGAAAUCACCCUGUGACCCCAUUAUUUUGCAAAUCUGUUACCUCUUAGGUCAAGUGUCAUUAACUUUUGCACAGUGGGUUUUGUCUAUUAUUUUCUUAAUGAUAAUUAACAUCCACCAUGGCUUCUCAUGCUAUUUCUACCUCACUUUGGUUUUGGGGUGUUCCUAAUAAUCGUGCACACCUGAUUUCACAGCUUCACUACUUGUCCAUCAUGUGAACAUUUUUCUCCAUUUUUCCCCCCAUUGUCAUUUCCAAAAGAAAACCCAAAGCUCUAAGGUAACAGAAUGACAAAGAUUUGGUUUUAGUCUUGCAUUUUUUUCCUUUAUGUGACACUGGACUUUUUCUUUCCCCGCGG